CUAAGCAAGCUAUUACAAUUAUUAUGAAAAAAUUAAUUCUAAUUCUGCUGGUUGUUGUUAUAAUUACACUUUUAGCAGGCGCGUACUCUGAGAAACUAGUGAUUGAUACGGACCCAGGAGCCGACGAUGCGGUAGCUAUUUUGCUUGUUUUAUCAAUGAGCGCAAGAAAUUAUACAAAUUAUGAGGUUGUGGGGAUAACGUGUGUCUAUGGAAACACUUUUGAAGAGCUUGCUGAGAAAAAUGUCCUGAAAAUCCUAACAGUCGCCAAUUUACCCAAAAUUCCUGUGUACGGAGGAGCACAGAAGCCUUUGAUGAGCAACUAUACAGCCGACAAUUACUUUGGCGAGGAUGGAUUCGGUGAUUUUAAAUUUCAGGAUGAAAUUCUUGGUGAAGUAGAUCGGUCUACUCACGCAGCAGUGGCUUUAGUCAAGCUAGCUCGAAGGUACCCCGGAGAAUUGAGCAUUUUAGCUCUCGGGCCGUUGACUAACAUUGCAAUUGCAAUGACUUUGGACCCGGAGUUCGCUAAAAAUGUAAAAAGAUUCUUCAUCAUGGGCGGAAGUGUUUCGGGCGUUGGAAAUAAAUCUCCAGGAGUUGAAUUUAAUUUUGGAGCUGAUCCUGAGAGCAACCAUGUCGUCAUGACUCCUGUCAUUGAUGGCUCUGCCAGGGGCUCAUUGCUGAUCGACUAUGCGAACACAACAGUACAGCCCGGGAAUGUGGAAAUAAUCCAGGAAGUAAACACUGAGGAAUUCAAACAGAUGCUUAAAGAAUUUUUAUCA
Messenger RNA from Cotesia congregata, 776 nucleotides. The record is from the annotation of a GenBank genome assembly. Lineage: Eukaryota; Metazoa; Arthropoda; Insecta; Hymenoptera; Braconidae.